Messenger RNA from Emericellopsis atlantica, 4313 nucleotides. RefSeq lists its product as uncharacterized. Gene Ontology annotation, biological process: protein phosphorylation. The record is from RefSeq and is a predicted model, not a curated record. NCBI's taxonomy places the organism in Eukaryota, Fungi, Ascomycota, Sordariomycetes, Hypocreales, Bionectriaceae. The coding region runs from base 124 to 4053 and encodes 1309 amino acids. The transcript is spliced from 2 exons. Gene Ontology annotation, molecular function: protein kinase activity; protein binding; ATP binding.
UGAUGGUGUCCCACUGCUUACUUGUUAACAAAUGGCUCAGUUUUUCUGCCUUGGAUCCAAAAUGCGACCUUCAUACUCGACUUCACGGAUGGUCAACCGAGCGCCAUUAUUUCGCACCGAGCCAUGUAUGACGACCACUCCUUGAAUGAUUCACGGCCUGCAUGGGCUGGCCUCAAUGAUCAGAGCCCAGGAACCCAUACAUUACCGUGGACCAGUGCAUUUACAACAAACACGAAUCACCAGGGUGUGAGUGAGUCUACAUCUCCCGUGAGCGCAUCUGGCAACACAGAUAGGGACGAUGAACGGGUCGUCAACGACAGCAUCAGUCAUCAGGACUCUCGACCAGUGGACUUCAUCAAGCUUGUAAGCUUAUGGGCAGCCACUAACCGGCGGAACGCGGCGGCCGAGGACUUCCGCGCCGAAGGGUUCACGUCAAUGCGAGCAUCCAAAACGCUGGGCCGCGGUCUGUCCUUUAGCGUUCAGCUUGUUCGCACCGACGAAGGGACGAGGCGGCGCUCCGGCCUCAGGUCAUGCUUUGUCGUCUAUAAGAAGCUCAGAGGGCUGACAGACGCGUUGGACCCCGUCGAGCGAGGCGCAUUGCUUCGUGCGGUGCUUCUCGAAGUGCGUGUCCUGACACACCCGCCCCUCAAAGCUCACAGCAACAUCGUCAACCUCAUUUGCCUCGCUUGGGAGCCUGAUCCUGAUCACCAGGACCAAGCGUGGCCUACUCUUGUGCUGGAGUAUGCAGAGAACGGCACCCUGGCCGACUUUCAGAUUGAUUAUCCCGAUUUACCCUUCUCCCUGCGGAAGCAGCUGUGUCGAGACGUGGGUCAGGGCCUGCGGGCCCUGCAUGAUGCUGGCAUUGUGCAUGGCGAUCUCAAGUCGGAGAACGUCCUUGUAUGCGACAGUACCUGUGGACAAGGGGUCGUCGCAAAGCUGGCCGACUUUGGCUGUGCCGUGAUUGACCUGGGCCUUGCGGAUUCUGCGAGACUACCUGCGUACACCCAGCCCUGGAAUGCACCAGAGAGCCAUAACCGGCUGCCACGGGAUGCUCUCAAGCUAACCGAUGUUUACAGCUUCGGACUGCUUGUUUGGAGAGUUGUUCUAGACGGUAUCAACCCUUUUCGACAUAUCGGUUCGCUCGCUUCCCUUGAUCAGGACGACUUUCAACGCCAAGCGGAGAUACUCAAGAGGGAGGACCGUCUGCUUCCCAUGGCCAAGUCAACCCUCAGGAGCCCCUUCUGCAGCACCGACGAAUCCGACCUCAUCAUCAAGAUCCUGGAUUCAACUCUGCAACUGGAUGCUUCGAAGCGGCAGUUGGAUCGUGCUCUAGGGUUGCUGCUCGAACCAGGGUGUACUCUCCCUCUUCCGGCCACCCCUUUGAUGCCGAUUGAUUACAAUGUUAUAGACAUUGGGGUGCUCGAGGCCGAAGUCACCCCCCUGUGUCUUCAACUUUCCAUCAUCCGAGAACUGGAGGCCUUAUCGACCAAAUCAGAUAGCAUGGGCGCUCAUGCCUGCUCCAUGAUGUUUGAGAUCUAUGUUCACCGGUUGGAAUGGCCCGGCGCUGAAGAUGAGGCGGCCAAGUGGUACGUCAAAGCCAUCGAGAGAGAUUCCACUACCACUAUUGCGCGCCAUGUCUGCGGUGUGUUCGAAUUACUCAAUCGACCUGUCCCUCCUGGCAUUGAUUCCGUUUCCAUUCUCCAGACAUUUGCUCGGAAGGGCUGUUAUCAUUCGUUGAUGGAACUUCAGAAGCGCUCACUUUCCGACUACCAGGCAACGGCGCAGGAAUAUCGCGAGCAUGACGGGCUUCUGCACCAUGACGAGAAACACCACGUCAGCGGUAUGUCGUCGUUUGGCUGUUUUGGGGACUUCUUCGACGACAUGACGGCGAAGCAUGCGGGAAGUCCCUCGGAGCUGUUGAAGAUGACCGUCACGGAGAAUGAAGACCUCCUGCUUCACGUGGCUUCGCGGUACGGAUGCACCAGAGCAAUCGACCAGCUCGUCUCUUUGGGUGUUGCUGUCAACAGCGUCAAUCAUGACGGAGAAUCAGCCCUUCUUCAAGCUUGCAGAGCUGGCAGCCUGGCGGCCGCCGAGCUUCUGCUGAGGAAAGGCGCGGAUCCGUCCAUAGUGACGGAGACAGGAGAGACGCCGUUACACUGGACCUUUACAUUCGAUGAACAGGAGGUCGACAAAGCCACAGAGUUACUCCUCCAGAGCGGCGCACACCCAUGCCUCUAUUCUUCGGUGUCUCCAGGACUAUCCUCGACAGGUGCAUACUUGAGCUUGUUUGGUACACCGCUGCACUAUGCCAUACUAGCCCGCAACGAGGUUUCAGCUGAAGCCUUGCUUGCUGCGGGCGCUGAUCCCUUCUUUGACUAUUUAUCGGAGCGUGCGGAUGAGAUCUGCUCGUACACCCCGUUUCGACUGGCUAUCAAAGGGCUCCUGUCAAGCACCGUGCGGAGGAUCUUGGAAUCACCGGCAUUGGCGUCGGAUAUUGCCAAUUAUUUCAAGUCCAAGAACGAAAGCAUCUUGCAGUUUGCAGUCCGAGCAGCGAGUACAACCUCCUGCCGCAUUUCAUUAGGGGCAAAAUACGCAAGCGCCCUGAUUGAGAUGAUCGACAUGCUCCGAAAGUGGGACGCAGAUGAUAAGACUUUGACAUCUGGAAUGUCUCUUUUACAUACCUGUAUCAUACAUGGCGCACCGUCAGAGGUCGUUGAAUAUCUCUUGCAGACUGGUAGCAAGAAUCAUCUGGAAACCGUCUCCGUCGUCCAUGGACAUACGCCAUUGCAAGUCGCCAUGCAACUAAAUCGCAGAAAGACUUUUCUUCUCCUUGUCCAGUACGGCGCAGACAUCCACAGGCGUCUUCUCUUCCCCGAGGGCUUCUCCUACCUGCAACUAUGCACUCAAUUGGGAUCGAGGGCUAUCUUCUUCGCCAACGUGCUGAUCGCUCGCGGGGCGAAGCUAGCUCCUGGAGCAGGUUAUGACCCCGACGUACGGGAUGACACUGAGUCACUCAGCCAAUUCUCGCCCCAUUUUCUUGCCAUUUUAUUGGGAAGCUUUGAGCUGGCGACCUUUUUGAUCCGACAAAGUGGAUCGGGCCGCAUACUCCCCCCUGCUCGCGACUUUGACGCCUUCAUGAUGAUGUUCCGUGCCUUGCCUCGUCUCCCCGUCUCCCGUCUUCGCUAUCUACUGGAACCACCCGAAGGCAUCGAGCCGUUGCCGCUCGAUGGCUAUAUGUCGCUCCGGCGAAAUUGCUUCCACGCUCUCGCCGCUCACCCUGUUCUGGGGGACCUAGAGCCUCUCGUCAACUUUCGAUACCUCGUGGAGCAGAGCAGACGGCGGGGCCAACCCCAGCUUCUCAACCAGCUCGAUACUAUUGAAUUUACGCCACUUGUGUCCGCUAUCAUGAUGGGUCGGCUUGAUUUGAUCAGAGAGAUGCUCGCUGCGGGGGCGGAUCCAAAUCUCGGAGGCACCACAAGCGUCAACUAUGCGUAUCUCUAUCUGAAACGGUUGCAGAAAGCCCCUUCGCAAACUUUUGCGGCCCUUGGCGGCCACACGCUCUCGCGUAGAGAGGCACGAUGGCUACAGGAUGACUACAAAUCCAUCAUCGACUUGCUUAAACAACAUGGUGGGCGCGAAGAACGAGGACGUGACGGUAGGCUGAAGCUUCCCUACAUGUCCUUGACGAGGGGCUAUCUAGAACUUUGCAAGGAGAAACAAGUCAGUGGCUUCAAAAAGGGGUACAAGUACGGCCGAGAGUCCACCGCGGAACAUGGGUUUGGGAGUACAAUGCGCGAAAUCUGGGGGGCUCUCAAGACGAAGAGAAGUGAGGGUACCAAACCCCUGCAAGACAUGAAGCUUGACCCCUGGAAAGACUUGAAGAGCACCGUUGCGAACUCGCACAUGCGGUAUCACGACCAUCGUGCGAGGCAAAGUCGAUUUUCUUCGUCCAACACCGGGGCAUCAGGGCCGUCGGCGAGCGACAGCCCAGGAGGUCAACAAAAGGGCGCAUCUGUUGUGGUAAGUGCUUGGUUUAAUGUCCCCAUGAGAUAAUGCCCUUGGGAAGAUAAAAGUCUGAUACGGUAGCGGUAGGGCACUCUGGGCUCGCUACGAGAUUUUGCAAAGUGGUACUCCUCGCCGCCGGCCUAUGAGGUACCGGAUUUUAUACCACAGCAACCACAUACAAGCCAGCGUCACGGGACUCACUCCCAGCAAUCAGCUCCUUGUUCACCCAACCCCCCAGAGGCAGCUGGGUACCCGACGGCCCAUGCCGUGGGCGACUAUCGACCAUCGCCCGGCGGUUCGCUACCGGG